UAUAGUAAAAAGCAUAUGGAUACAUAAUACAGGGUUUCCUUCAUUUUGGAUGAAUGUAAAAAAUGUAGUAAGCAAUUGUGUGUAGCAUAUUUUGCACAAUGCAUCAGUGAAAUCAGUGAUCAUGAAAAAUCCCUGUUUUGUUUCCUCCUCCAGUCCCGUAGAUGUCACUCACACACUCAGCCAAGGGGGGAAAUGUGUAGUUACCGUUGUCGUUGACUGUUUUCUUCUUCAUGAGUUUUGGCUGUGCACUCCAUGGCGGUGUCCUCCAUGGUGUCAUUGUAGUGAGGUUGAAUAUCAAGAAAAUAAGAACUAGCCCUUCUUAAUCAUGACUGGUUACACAGCAGACGAAAAGCUCCGCGUAGAGCAGAUUUCAAACCUCAGGAGGAAAUGGCUGAAGGACCAAGAGCUCAGUCCCAGAGAGCCCGUGCUGCCAAAGACAGCCCCCGGGCCGGUGGCAAAAUUCUGGGCUGGCUUUCUGGAACCGAAGACCCUGUGUAGACUUUACACCUACAAAGUCUACACUGGUGGAGUGUUCGCCUUGACCCGGUUGCUGAUCCCUGCCUGGGUUGUGCAUUAUUAUGUGAAGUAUCAUGUUGCUAAAAAGCCCUAUGGCAUCGUGGAGCUGAAGCCCAGGCUGUUCCCUGGCGACACCAUCUUGGAGACGGGAGAGGUUGUUCCAGACCUCCCAGAGAGCCAUGGUCACCACUGAAGAAGACAUAGUUGAAAGAAUUACACAAUGUCUUUUUGUCCCUGCCCUGUUGUAAAAAACUUGAUGUACAUGUCAUUAAAUAAUAUUUACAAUACUAA
Molecule: messenger RNA, 807 nt
Organism: Oncorhynchus mykiss (rainbow trout)
Lineage: Eukaryota; Metazoa; Chordata; Actinopteri; Salmoniformes; Salmonidae
Product: NADH dehydrogenase [ubiquinone] 1 beta subcomplex subunit 6
Biological process (GO): mitochondrial ATP synthesis coupled electron transport; mitochondrial electron transport, NADH to ubiquinone
Cellular component (GO): respiratory chain complex I
Source: RefSeq, a predicted model, not a curated record